Myripristis murdjan (pinecone soldierfish) is the source of this 2342-nucleotide messenger RNA. RefSeq names its product erythroid membrane-associated protein. NCBI's taxonomy places the organism in Eukaryota, Metazoa, Chordata, Actinopteri, Holocentriformes, Holocentridae. Gene Ontology annotation, molecular function: protein binding. The record is from RefSeq and is a predicted model, not a curated record. Bases 203 to 1438 code for a protein of 411 amino acids. The transcript is spliced from 11 exons.
AAGAGCGCUCUCUGCCUUCCUGCCGCAGUUGGAGUGGAGGAAGCUGCGUGUCUGAGGAAUGGCGCGGUACUAAAUUACCCGGACUUUGGUGAAAGACACAAAGAGGAGCCACGCAACGCUCUUUGCUGAAAGGAUACUAACAAGUGCUGUGCAUGGAAUAUAUUCGCAUAAGGGCAUCGGGCCUCGCUCUCCAGCUGCCAGCAUGAUGAAGGACUGCCUGCAGUUCCUUAUCGAGCCAGCCAAAAAGCUCAAAAUCCGGCUGAAGGAGUCCCGUAAACGAGUGAGACAUGAAAAGAAAGAGCCGCUGGUGGAAAGUCAGCUAUUUAUCAUGGAGCUGGCCCGAGAACUGAACAGAAUUUGCCAGAGAUCAAGCAUCCUCAGCCACAUCUGGACGACAGAGGAUACCUGGCCUCCCCGUGUGUGUCGUGAGUUCAUAAUGGACUGGGCCGCCGUGCUAGAGAAGGCAGUGCAGCCGCGGAUCAUCCUGACUGAGUACCAGUAUGAGAAGCCAGAGAAGAGGGCCUGGAAGGACCACUUCCUCUGCAUGCUGGAGUCAGGGGGCGAGUGCGACAUGGGACCCCACAAAAGAGUCAUCAUGGACUGGACACGAGAGAUUAAAAGUGGGCCUAAGCCCACUGUGUGGCCAGGAGAGCCUGUGUUGAUGAUGCUGGACGACCUGGAGUUCCAGUGGAAGAGGGGCCGUCUUCCCAACCUGCUCCCAGCCAUGGAGCUCGUCAUGCUGGCUGUGCUGAAUGCCAACAACCCAGACAAGGAGGAUGUGACCAAACAAUGGCUGGUGAGAAAGCAGAGGAGCCAGAAGAUCGAUGCUAUCCGCUACAUCCCUCACAGCGUGUGGAAUUGGAUUUGCGAUGCUGCAGAGGAAGUCACCCUGGACACAGAAACAGCCAACGGAGACCUGAUCAUCUCCGGUGACGAGAAGCGCAUGCACUGCGGCGUGGAGCGCCGGGACGUCCCGCGGUGUGCACAGCGCUUCGACAGCUGGUGGUGCGCUCUGGGCCAAAAAGGCUUCUCCUCCGGACGCCACUACUGGGAGGUGGAGGUGGGGGAUCGGGACUGGCGGCUGGGCGUGGCCAAGGCGUCCGCCCAGAGGAAGGGCUUCCGCUCGCUCAACACGGAUACGGGCUACCUGACCCUUCGUCUGGAACGGGGCAUGGAUCUGAAAGCCCUGACGGUGCCCGCCUCUGUGCUACCCCUGAACCUGGUGCCCAGGAAAGUAGGGGUGUACCUGGACUAUGAGCAGGGCCAGCUGUCCUUUUACGACGUGGAGAAGCGCUCUCACCUGUACACCUUCAACGAGGAGUUCACAGAGGAACUGUUCCCGCUGUUCGGGACCGUGGAGGUGGUGAAAGACCUGGUGAUCAGGCCAGCAGAUGCCAGGCAGCGCUGCCUCUGUCCCGGGCCCUGCCUCUGGACCUGAACCACCCCCCACCCCCACUCCUUGUACAUAGCUCCUCAGUCCUUUCGCCCAGCAACCCAGUGAGACUAUGCUUUGUUCUGGUCCAUUGCUGGCACAAUGACUAGCUUGAACUUUGUGUGUUAGUUCUGGGCUACAAGUCUGAUCUUAUUGGUGGGUUGCCUUGUGAGAUUAGGAAUAAAAUCAGCCAUCAUUCUGCAUUAUUCUCUCCGUUGCUCUGCCUUCAUGAGGAUUUGUGUGAUUGUUUGUACUUGUUGUAAUGAUGAAUGUUAUUUCUGUGCGGUGGAAACCUUGCAUCUCCAAAUUGUUAACUUUUUCAGCUUUUUUCAGCUUGACUCAAUCCAUUUUUGAUAAUAUCCAGUGGGGUUUUGAAAAGGUUUCAAAAGCCCAAAGAGAAUUUUCUCAAACCAUAAUCGAGCAUGUGAUCCUUUAACUGAAAUGAAAACAUUAAAACCACUUGAAUUGGAGCUGCAACGUUUUCACUUGACCUCAGUGACAGGGAGCUAUUAUUAUUAUUAUUAUUAUUAUUUUUUUUUUUUUCAUCAUAUUUUAUUACUUUGAACAUUUAAAACACUUGCAAACUGACUCCUGGAAUGUAAAUGUGUCAGUUGUGUUAUAAAAGUGUGAUGGUGCUGUGAAAGACUAUGUGAGCUGCUACUCAAAUGUUCUGUGCAGUUUUACAGUAGAAGUGAUGGGGGGGGGGGGGCAAAUAAUCAGAGUGGGUAGACGGCAUGCAAACAGUCAACUUUCAAUCUGCUGUGUUCUCUUUGUGUCAACUUUGGCUGCAAAUGUUUCUGCCAUGCACACGCUUGAGUUUUGCAGUUGUGUUUUUGUUUAUGGUAUGUGCGCAAUAUUGGGAUGGCGAUGCUUUUUUCAAAAUGUCAAUAAAUGAACGGUUACUGGUUAA